This is a messenger RNA of Toxotes jaculatrix (banded archerfish), 3791 nucleotides long. It is a transcript of the gene inpp4b, whose product is annotated as inositol polyphosphate-4-phosphatase type II B. Gene Ontology annotation, molecular function: phosphatidylinositol-3,4-bisphosphate 4-phosphatase activity. The coding region runs from base 489 to 2828 and encodes 779 amino acids. Gene Ontology annotation, cellular component: cytoplasm. The record is from RefSeq and is a predicted model, not a curated record. Lineage: Eukaryota; Metazoa; Chordata; Actinopteri; Toxotidae. The transcript is spliced from 19 exons.
AGCAACAGCGGUAGCGCCAGUAGCUCACUCUAGCCAGUUCUCAGUAACGGCGUAGGCUGCAGUGUGUGUGUACAUGUGUGUUAUAUGUGUUUGUGUAUCUACAAUGUAUAUAUCGGGCACUGUUCCUGCAGCACUCUAAAGAGCGAAUAUACAUGGAGUUACUCUAACUGAGGACUGGAGGAAGCUAUGUAGGAAGACCGUCCUGGAGCUCAUUAGGAGGAAGAAGGAAGACAACAUCUCUUUUCUCUCUCUGUCUACUUUAUUUCAGUCUGUCUCUCUUUCUGUCGGCCUCUCCUUGUUUCUAUAGCUCUUUUCUUUACUGGCUUGCUGCUGCUAGGACUGUGUGCAACAUAACUAGCAGCUUCCUCGGUAGUGCCACAUUUUCAGUGGGUGAUCUGCUGAGAGCUAAAGAUGAACGACUGACCUUGAGUCUCAGGUCAUCUGAUGGUGUGUGCACAGCAGGAACAGUGGUGGUGAGUCGUCUGAAGAUGGGAGAGAUGGAGGAGGUUGAUGUAGACCACAUCACCAGCGACGUACCAUCACAGAAGUGUCCCAUGGUUUGGGAGUCUGCAUCCCAUGCCUGCGUCGACAGAGAAAACAACCCCCUCACAGGACCAGUAUUCAAGAAUCCGGUAUGCAAGGUGUACAGAUUUCAAACCGUGGACAGCAAGUGGAUGCUUGUUCGGGAACAAAUGGAGGAGUGUACGUUGUCCUUUAGCAUCCCCAAACAGCUGCUCUCACUGUACAUUCAGGAGGACAUGAACAGGGUGCAGGAUCUGAGGGAGCUGGGGGAGCUUUCUCCUCACUGGGACAACUUAAGGAAGGAGGUGAUGACGCGCUAUGGUGGAGUCAUCAGCUCCUACCAGGAGACUUUGGCUGAACUGGACAAGAUUACUGGUCAGUCAUUCAAGCCAAGCUGCUGCAAAGCCCAGAAAUCUCUGGAGUUCAUCCCAAUAAACUUGCACACCCAGAGGAUGAGGGUGACAUGCCCCAGAAAAACAGAUGCAUUCUAUGACAUUGUCACUGUCGGUGCCCCUGCAGCCCACUUCCAGGGCUUUAAGUGUGGUGGUCUCCAGCGUCUCCUAAGCAGAUAUGAAGCAGAGAAAAAGAGCUUCAGCACUGCCUACCAGUGUAUCUACUACUCUCCAGAGCACACAGCCAAAGCUCAGGAGGUACUCAGCACCAUGAGCAUCCUCCAGCCCCUCAUCACAAGUUUAGCGGACCAGCUCCUCCAGGCUGCCCAGGAGCACUCUUCAACUGGACUAAAGGAUGCACUCAAGAACCUUUCUGACAAGACUGAACAGUUUGUUCACACACUUAAGGAUGAAUUGGUCAAGAGUGCACUACUAGCACUGCAUGCAGCUCAGCCCGGGUACGUUUCCAAGAACCAGAAGCAAACCCCGGCACAGGCUGGUCAACAUCAAGGCCACAUUCACCAGUGCAGUGACCAGAAUCAGAGUCCGGUCCAGGGACUUCCAGGCCACAGUCCAGCCACGUCUGUAACUGAGAGCACGGUGGUGUGUAAUAAUGUGGAAGGAUCACAAACCACAACCAGAGGAGAAGGUGGGCCUCUGAAGCACCAAGACUCCAUACCACACCAUAAAGAGUAUGAUGAGGAGGAAUGGGACAGGGUGUGGGCCAACGUGGCCAAAUGUCUCAACAGUGUGAUUGCCAUGGUGGAUAAACUCCAGGAGGAAGACAACAGCAAACAGGAGCCAGUCCCUGAGCAGCAGCUAGCUGAUGUCAUCACCUCACACAACCCUGGUGAUUGGAGGGAGCAGCUGUGUCCUCUGGUGACCAGGUUAAAGGACUGUGUGAGGGAGGUGGUGGAGAAGGCUAAGAAAGCCAUGACUUUUGUGCUCCUACAAGAGGCAGCCUGCAGCAUACCACAGGGCUUCCUCUUUCAACAAAGGCGAGAUGUGGUCUUCAGUCAGGCACUGGCAGCCUUAGCCUGUGGUUUUGUCAUGAGGCUGUAUGCAGGAAUGCAGGACAAAGGAUUCCUGAGGCAGCUCCACCUGGUUGGCCUGGUGGCCCAGUUUGAGAGCCUGCUCAGCACCUACAGUGAAGAGAUUGGAAUGCUGGAGGACAUGGAAAUUGGAAUCUCAGACCUGCAAAGAGUCUUGUUCAAGAUCACAGAGGCCAAGACAGAUGACCUCAGUGACCUCCAGCCUUUAGUGUGUGGCCAACGAGACCACUUCACCGUAGAAGUGCCAUUACCAAGACUGGUUUUCCAGACCUUGCCAGAGGAGAUCAAGGAGGGCAAACCUCUACGAGUAUUCCCGGUGCUGUUUAACGUGGGCAUCAAUGAACAGCAAACUAUAGCAGAGAGGUUUGGAGAUAUCUCCCUACAAGAAAGAAUAAACCAGAGGAACUUUGAGAUGUUAGAAGCCUAUUACAAAUCAUUAAGUGAAAAGGUGCCGCUAGAAUGUCUGCCAUGUUUUCAAACACAGACAGACAUAAAGGAAUUACUUGAAACCCUGGGCCAGAAUGUAGUCACAAAGAAGAGGAAGAAUGUGGAGAUACUAUGGAUUGCUGGAACGAUCUGCCGAAGGUUAAAUGGCAUCAGGUUCACCAGCUGCAAAAGUGCCAAAGACCGGACAUCCAUGUCUGUCACAUUAGAGCAGUGUGCCCUCCUACGUGAUGAACACCAGCUCAGCAAGGAUUUCUUCAUCCGUGCCCUGGACUGUAUGCGGAGAGAAGGAUGUCGGAUUGAGAACGUUCAAAAGAACAUUAGAUGCAGGAAAUAUGCCUUCAACAUGUUGCAGCUGAUGGCCUUUCCCAAGUGCUACCGACCACCAGAGGGGACGUACGGCAAAGUUGACUCUUAAGAACAUAAGCCAUGUACUACAAAAUCAGUCGUUCUGUGUCAUCCAAGUAGAAGGUAUGAAAGUUUAGAAAUGAUAGUGAAAGUGUAACUUGUUUGUUGUUUGUAACCAAAACAACUUGCCGGAUGUUUCAUUUAGUUUUGUUUGGUUCUUGGUUGCGCUUCUAUUUGAUGGGGGUCUGUUUAUUCAGUCCCUCAUCCUGUUUAGCAGAUUCGUAUUACUUGCAAAAUUAAUGCACUUUCCCUUUUUCACCUUCUUUAUUUUCCAUAGCGUUUGUGCAGUUCGUUUAUGAUGUUUUUCUGACCUCAGCCUGCAUUUGUCGGCACAAAGAAUUUCUCUUCUUCAGAAAUUUCAGUGGACCUUUGAGUUGAGACUCUUGUGUCACAUAAUCCACAACGUAAAUGAACUUUUUUUUGGCCUCAUUCCAUGUUUGGAUCUACUGAGAUUUACAAGACGAAAGUGCAAGUUUUAAAAACUAAAAGUAUGACCUUCUGUACGGGAGCUUAUGUAUAUCUGCUGUUCUUCAGCAAUGGAUCAGUACAUUUUUAUGGUAUUGCAUAUUCAGGUCCAAACUUUCCAUGUGCUGUUUUUGACUGCAGAUUUAGUAUUUUCAUAAUGUUGGCCCUCAGCUACUAUCCUCGGGGACAUGCCAGUAUUUCAAAACCAGAAUCUUGUUGCCUUUUGAUCACUCAGCCCAUUCUCUCACUGAUUGCACUUGAGCUUUUUCUGUAGUAUAUUUAUAUCUCAAGGUACAACCCAGUGACACCACAUGAAGCACAGCUAGAAAUUAGAAUAGAAUGAGGAUAGUGGACCACCAUUUCUGUAUGCUGUAAAACGAAUGCCAUUAUUUAUUUUUGUAUUUUAAAAUGAUUUUUAUAUUCUAAGGGUUGAUACCUUGGACUGUAACGCAUGUUUAAAAUUUACAUUUGUCUAUUUAAAAUGAAAUAAAAAACUGGUUUGAUGUGG